CAGACACUCCCGCUGUGGAUUGUUGCUGUGAUUCUAGCUAGAGUCGAAAUAGGAGUUCCAAACAGGCGUCGAGAUGCUAAGAACCUUUAUUUACAGCUCGGCAAAAGCUCCAAGAAACGACAGUAAGAGAGUUAAGUACAAUGACUUCUUCUCGGAUCAGAUCCCGGUUUUCGUUGGCUAUCUGAUAUUGGCUAUCGCUGUAAUUGGACUUGGUGAGGAAUUAUUUGAGGUUGGAGACGUCAGUUGUUUGUGCCCCGCUGCUUUCAGUCGCGACCAGGUUACUUUCGUCAACAGAUAUUGCGCAAAGACGACUCGUACAGCUGAAUUGGUUCCGUUCUUGUUGCUUGCAGAAGGGUUAUUCAUUUUGCUACCGCAUUUGGUAUGGAAACGGUUAAAUCAACCAAUACUAGAGCAGUUCUUCUCAAUGGCCUUUACCAUUGAUCGGUACAGAGACAAACAAACUGGGCUAUUUUCAGGGGACACAAUAGAAACAGUGAGGUGUCUGCAAAGCAAAUUCUCUAACACCAGAAAUUUAGUGUUGAGGUACCUGGUAAAGAACUUCUGUCAAGUUUUAGUAGGAUUGAUAUGUCUCAUUGUAUCUGGGUUGGUGUAUAUCAACGGAAACUUUGAAGAACUAUUUGAGUGCGAAUUUGUUGGUUUUUCUGAUUUACCAAAUUGGUUUUUAGCUGAAAUCUCGGGAGUGGUAUGUACCAACUUCAGUGAUUUUAACAGCAGUGAUAGUGUUUUGCCAGAUUUGCCAAAUACCAACCUUACGCUCAAACUGUCUACAAAUAUCACGAGGACUUGCUUGGAUAAACCGUUUCAGUUUCGUUGUACAUUUGAAGAUGCUACCUUUCUCGGCUGGCUGCACACGGCUAAUUAUUCUAUUCUUCUGUUCAUAUUUUUUGUGUGUCUAUACAAUUGUAUACCGGUUUGGUUCAUAGUGCGUUUCAAUGAUAAUAUUCAAAAGAUAACGUGUGGGAACGUAUAUGAUCUUCAUUGGCAUGACCUUGACUAUGAAAUAAAAGCAAUGGUUUUCUAUUAUGUUUGUUCUCGUCAAGCAGAAUGGAAAGAAAAGAAACGGCUCCGGUUUUUCUGGAGUGAUCUAUACCUAAUGGUUAUGAUGCUGUUUGCAAAUGACGAAGGGUAUGGUACCACGUUUUGUGAAGUGCAGUUUGAUAUAGAACUGCACAGCUUGUGGGAAAAAGACUAUAAAGAGUACGUUACAUUUCAAAAUCAAUUGCUUUUGUUAAGUGACUGUUCAGAUUGGGAUUAUCGCACGGAGAAAUUGAAAGAAAUUCUAGAUCCUGACAACGACGCGUUUUUCCAAUAUGAUGCCUCUGCUCAAAGAUCUGGCGCUAGUGAAUAUGAAGAUAUCUUUUCUCAAACAACUAAUAAUUAUGAGAAAUUUGCUAUCUUUUCUACAAAGCUUGGUUUUUGGCAUCUUAUUCACACUCUUGCUAAAAGGAAAGAUAAAUGUUAUUAUAAAUGUGGUUUACAUCUUUUCUGCGGCAGCAGAGGAGCUACACUAAAUUUGUCCUACCUUUGUCGCUUCCUGGUCUCUGUUGACUUUAACACAAAUUUUGAUCCUCCACAAAGUUCUAAGCGAUCACCCGAUCAGGAUGCAUUUCCUACAGUGGCGUCGUUACGUGACCAAGAACAAGCAACUCUGAUGACUUCUACCAAAGAGGAAACAUUGUUUCGAGAAGAUUUCGGUGCUUUGCAGAUAUUUACCGUUCCCGACACAAUUAUGAUGGCAAGAGAUGCAUCAAGAUUGUUAGUGUUAUUGGAACAAUUGAAAACGGCACCAACAUCACGAAAUUCGAAAUACGAUUUUGUUGUAGUGUCUCGCUUGGAACCUCCGGACAGGAUAGCCACCACUCAAACCGUUCUUCUUAACAUGGCGGACUGCUUUCAUGAUGAUUGCAUCUUUCUCUUCUUUUGUCCAGACGAGAUAACUUUAAAGAAAAUUGUCAAACCAAUUCAAUUUUUGAAACCAUUACAUAAAACUAAUAUUCAAAAGUUUGGCAACCGGUAUGCUGAAAAAAACGUAUGCUUUCGCACGUACAAGAUGGAUCGAAACAACGCUUUUCUUAGAAAUAGACGUCAAAGCGGACAAAGAGCUUCAACUGCUCAAGUCAAUGCGACACUUUAGAAACACGAAUACGCACUUUGAAUUGAUUAGUGCGGUGUAGUUGCAUUUUAGGAACAUAUAUAUCUAGCUAUGAAUCUGCUGCGGUAUGCUGCAUGAUUAGACAAAGUUUGCGUUUUGUUUUGACUUUUCAUUACAGAAUCAUUGCUGA
Molecule: messenger RNA, 2303 nt
Organism: Corticium candelabrum
Lineage: Eukaryota; Metazoa; Porifera; Homoscleromorpha; Homosclerophorida; Plakinidae
Exons: 9
Coding region: 74-2155 (693 amino acids)
Source: RefSeq, a predicted model, not a curated record